Molecule: messenger RNA, 4176 nt
Organism: Epinephelus fuscoguttatus (brown-marbled grouper)
Lineage: Eukaryota; Metazoa; Chordata; Actinopteri; Perciformes; Serranidae
Gene: cntf
Product: ciliary neurotrophic factor
Exons: 4
Coding region: 180-761 (193 amino acids)
Biological process (GO): ciliary neurotrophic factor-mediated signaling pathway; negative regulation of neuron apoptotic process
Molecular function (GO): ciliary neurotrophic factor receptor binding
Source: RefSeq, a predicted model, not a curated record
GACGUUUUUGGGGAGAAAAAAGGCCCUCCUGUGCGUCCCCCUAAAAACGCCCCUGUGGCUUGCGGAACCAAUUAAAUCCCCUCUGGCUGCGUGCAUGCCAACAUGAACACCGACAUAAACACGCUUCAUUGACCCUCGCCGUGACGAUCUCCGGUUCGCGUUGAGAGGCUGGAGUGCAAAUGGCAGAGCAAGAGGAGCAGCAGAUAACAGCGCUGGACACGCCGGUGCCUGGUCCGUCGGACACGGGGCGAGCAGUGGCUCUUGCCCGGCUAUUGCACCACGAAUGUAGUCGUCUGCUCCAGCUAUUCAAAGAAAGGGAGACCUUCUUGUCGGACACCACCCCUGAUGGAGGACGCUUGGUGUCCCCGUCCCCAGACUCGGAGGAGCCUAGCACGGAGCAGCAGGUGCGGUUGCUGCACUCAGCUCUGCGGCAGUGCCUGGGGCUGAUCCACUGUGUCAUCCUGAAGGAAGAGGAGGAGUGGGGUGAGCUGGAGGGCGACUACGAGACCAUGAGGAAGAGCGUCCGACUCCGCCUGGAGCACCUGCUCUUCAGCACCAAAAGUCUAGUGGAGACCGAGAACAUGACCCUGGAAGUCACCCCAGACCAUCAGUGCAAUGAGGAAACUGAUGGCGCUGGGGGAGCUUUCGGGCUCAAAAUGUGGACCUAUCGAGUGCUGCUGGAGCUAGUCCACUGGUCUGACCAUGCUGCGCAGACCCUCCAUGUCUUACACACAGAGAGGGAAGGAACACAAGAGAUCUGAUUUUCUUAGUCUCAAUCCAACAACGUCUAUGAAUGAACUCACUCAACACUAACAGCCAGCUUUCCCUUUCAUGUAUUCCAAAUUGAAUAUUAAGCAGUGUGGGAUAUACUCUGUGAACACUAGAGGUUAUAAAAUGUGCUGCUUAACUAAAAUCACAACUAAGCUCCUUUAACAAAGCCCUGUAGACAGCUUUUCCCAGACGUUGGUAUUUCCACAGCAAGUGCUAAAAUGACCUCUAGUUUGCCUUGGUUGCUAUUUCCUUUGACAAAGAAGUGAGUGCAGACCUUUAACUGUAUAAAGGUUGGUUUGCUUUGUGAAGUGGCAGAGUUAGACUGUUUGAAAAUGUAUUUUUUUUUUGUAUACAGUGUGUAAUUUAUUUUUAUUUAAGUGGAUUUGCCUUUGAUGACUAAUUAUCUGCUGUUCCUAACACUCCAGUAUCUAAGAAAUGCUAGAAUGUAGCCAAAAACACUCAACUGAUAAACUGUGACUGAUGUGCAGCUGAAUCUGUAGCCAUUAGCUAUUUUAAUAGAUCACUGAGCUUUUAAUGUCACACCUUAUUAACAUAUCUAAUCUAGAUAAUUCCAUAUCAGAUCUCGUGUUGUCAUGUAUAGACUGAAUGCUUGUAUUGUUUAUGGUUCGGCACAAUCUGUGAUGAUCAAGUGUCAUGUUUGCUGCUCUGGUCACCAAGUUCUCUCCUGAUGUUAUACUUGAAUAUGCUGCUGCACCGUUCACAAGUUUGAACUGUAAAUACAGUCGUUCUCAAAUCUUUUCUGUCAUGCCCCUCUUAGGAAAGACAGAGGAAGUUUGAGAACCACUGUGGUAGAUUUUUAGUUUACAGUAGGAAUGUACUGUCUUGCCAAAUGUAUCAAACACACUGCACUCAUGACAAGCCCUUUAACAUUUCAUCAGUAGCUUUUACAGCAAUUGUAGAAAUCGUCAUUUGCUUUUUCACUAGUUAGACCUCCAAACCAACAUAUCCUUAAUGUGACUUUGACUAGUAGCAAUUUCAGUUCUCACCAGUCAAAAUGUCAAUUCUUGAUUCUUAGUUAAAAUGAUCACUGUAGUUAUCUGUUAUUUAAUUACAACUAAUCAGCUUUUACCAUUGACUUCUAUUCAAAGUCAUUUACAGAUGAUUAAAAUUGUAAAAGGUUAAAAUUCCAAGUUGACAUAUUCAUAAUAUACUUUUCCGCAAUGUAAUUUUGACUAGUAGCAAGUCCAAUUCUCACUAGUCAAAAUGUUAAUUCUUGAUAUCAAUGAUUAAUUUAUUAGUGGAAAUGAUCAUUACAACAAGUCAAAUUUUACCAUUGACUUCCAUUCAAACUCAAUUGCAGAUAUUUAUAAUUAAAAUUUUAACAGGUAAAAAUUCCACGUUGACAUACCAAUAAUCUAAUUUUGACUCGUAGCAAUUCCAAUUAAAGAUAUCUACAAAUCAUUUCUCACUUGUCAAAAUGUUAAUUCUUGAUAAUUCUUGAUUCUUUGUUCAAGAGAUCAUUGUCGUUAUCUGUAACUUAAUUACAACUACUCAGCUUCUACCAUUGAUUUCUAUUCAAAGUCAUUUACAGAUAUCUAUAAUUAAAAUUUUGACAGUUAGCAGUUCUAAUUAAAGAUAUCUACAGUUCAUUUGUCACUAGUCAAAAUGUUAAUUCUUGAUACCAAUGAUUCAUUUAUUAGUGGAAAUGAUCAUUGUAGAUAUCUGUAACUUAAUGACAACAAGUCAACUUUUACCAUUGACUUCCAUUCAAACUCAAUUACAUAUCUAUAUAUAUAAUUCAGUUUUGACGCGUUAAAAUUCAAAGAAGCCAUAUCCAUAGUGUAAUUUUGGCUUGUCAGAAUUGAAUUUUAAGAUGUCUAAAAUUCCAUAUAUAUCUGUAAUAUAGGAACAAUGUACAUUUCAGCUACUAAGAAUAUAAUUGUUAAUAUCAAUAAUUAACAUUUUGACUAGUGAGAAUUGAGUUGCAGAUAUCAUUAAUUAGAAGUGCACCCAGUCAAAAUAAUAUUAUGGAUAUGUCAACUUGGCACUGUAACACGUCAAAGUUGAAUUGUAGAUAUCUUCAAUUGAGUUUUAAUAGAAGUCAAUGGAAAAAGUUGACUAGUUGUAAUUAAGGUACAAAUAUCUCUCGUGAACAUUCACGUGAGAAAUGAGUUGUAGAUAUUUUUAAAUUGCAACUAAUUAAAGUUGGAUUAUUUAUGUCAGCUUGGAAUUGUAACUAGUGUAAAAUUACAUUUGUCCUAGUAACAGUUUUAUCUGCAAUGUGUACAAUUCCUUCUUAUAACUAGGCAGAAUUGAAUUUUAGAAAUCAAAGAAGUGCGACCACAUCAAUAUGCGAAUUUAACAGCUGACCAAUGGCUUUGUGCUACUUAAAUGAUAUGAUGUCCACAUAUUUGAAAUGGUUUGUUGAUAUGCCAGACAUAUCAGAAAUACAUUUGUUGACAUCUGGAAUGAUAAAUUACAUUUCCACUAGUGGGAAAUUAAUUAUAAAUAUCUGCAAUUGUUAUUUUUACUGGUGAAAACUGAGUUACUGAUAUCUAUGAUUAAAUUAAAUUAUUAAGAUAUCUGUAUAUCACUUUUAACUAAAUGUAAUUUCUACUUGUUUAAAUAUGUUUUUAACAUUGUUAAAAUUGUUUUACAGAUAUCUUCGACUAACAUAUUAACUAGUCAAAAUGACAUUUUGACAUGUUCAAAUAUCAUCUCCACAAGUGAAAACUAAAUAGCUCCUCGUCAGUCCUGCUGAUGAAACAUUAAAGGGCUUGCCAUGCUGCACCACAACAACUUCAUGGUAGCGUUCAAUGCCUGACGCAGCAUAGACUGACUGAGUGAAUGAACUGUGACUUCCAGACUUGUUGGUAUGGUGGAUUUCUUACUGCCGUGUUUUCUUUUAUCUCCGUGAUGAAUAACUGGAUGUGCAUUAAAGAUUAUAACAGUCGUAACCCUUGUGUUUUGUUCACAUUAGCUUUUUUACACUCCACUGCUGCCUGUGUGUAAUGAUUACAUCAUUUCUUUGUAAUUAUUUGGUGUCACUUUAAUUUAGAUAUCCCUAAUUCCCUAGCUGUGAAAUUAUAUAUAGCCUACUGUUUAUUGCAGGGACAAUUAAGGCAGGAUUUUUAUGGUCUCCUUUUGUCUUCCAAAAUGUCCUUCUUGGACAAAGAAAUCUGUGUUAUACUAUAUUCUGCAGAGUGAUUCUGCUUAUCUUUAGGGUCAGGUUGCAUUCAGUUAAAACUUAUCAUAUUAGCACAUAAUUUUGGGGUUUUGGGAAGUUGUCCUGCACCCAAAACUAAGUCAACACUAAUCAUAUACAGAACAUAUGAAUAUCCAUUGUAUUUAGCCAUGUUUUACACAGUGGUGAAAAGUAACUAAGUGCAUUUACUCAAGUACUUUAGUUGAGUAUUUCCAUUUGAUGCUUCUUUAUAUUUGUUU